Molecule: messenger RNA, 4264 nt
Organism: Tupaia belangeri chinensis (Chinese tree shrew)
Lineage: Eukaryota; Metazoa; Chordata; Mammalia; Scandentia; Tupaiidae
Gene: ANO3
Product: anoctamin 3
Exons: 24
Coding region: 12-2621 (869 amino acids)
Biological process (GO): chloride transmembrane transport
Cellular component (GO): plasma membrane
Molecular function (GO): protein dimerization activity; chloride channel activity
Source: RefSeq, a predicted model, not a curated record
AUAAGGAUUACAUGGAGGAAUUGGAACAUACUAAUUAUGACCGAUCUCGUCUCAUUAAUGACUUCGUGGUCAAAAAUAAACCUGAACCCAAAACAAAAUCGACUAAGAAUGACAUGAAUUACAUAGCAUCCAGUGGACUUCUAUUCAAAGAUGGCAAAAAGAGAAUUGAUUAUAUCCUGGUUUAUCGAAAGACAAAUAUACAAUAUGACAAAAGAAACACAUUUGAAAAGAACCUCAGAGCAGAAGGCCUAAUGUUGGAGAAGGAGCCAGCUAUUGCAAACCCUGAUAUCAUGUUUAUUAAAGUUCACAUUCCAUGGGACACACUGUGCAAGUACGCAGAAAGACUGAAUAUCAGGAUGCCCUUCAGGAAAAAAUGCUAUUACACUGACCGGAGGAACAAAUCAAUGGGCAGGAUGCAAAGCUAUUUUCGAAGAAUCAAAAAAUGGAUGUCCCAAAACCCAAUGGUUCUCGACAAGUCAGCUUUUCCAGACCUAGAGGAGUCAGACUGCUACACGGGCCCCUUCAGCCGGGCACGGAUUCACCACUUCAUAAUAAACAACAAGGACACCUUCUUCAGCAAUGCGACCCGAAGCAGGAUAGUCUAUCAUAUGCUGGAGCGCACCAAAUAUGAAAAUGGGAUAUCAAAAGUGGGUAUCCAAAAACUUAUCAACAAUGGCUCCUAUAUAGCAGCAUUUCCCCCUCAUGAGGGAGCCUACAAAAGUAGCCACCCCAUCAAAACCCAUGGGCCUCAGAAUAACAGGCACCUGCUGUACGAGCGCUGGGCACGCUGGGGCAUGUGGUAUAAGCAUCAGCCCCUGGAUUUAAUCAGGCUGUACUUCGGAGAGAAGAUUGGACUGUACUUUGCAUGGCUGGGAUGGUACACGGGAAUGCUGAUUCCAGCUGCGGUCGUUGGCUUGUGUGUUUUCUUCUAUGGGCUACUUACGAUGAAUACAAGUCAAGUAAGCCAAGAAAUCUGUCAAGCCACAGAAGUCUUUAUGUGCCCUCUCUGCGACAAGAACUGCUCACUGCAGAGACUCAACGACAGCUGCAUCUAUGCCAAGGUGACAUAUUUGUUUGAUAACGGAGGAACAGUCUUCUUUGCUAUUUUUAUGGCAAUAUGGGCUACAGUCUUCCUGGAGUUUUGGAAAAGGAGAAGAAGUAUCUUGACCUACACUUGGGACCUUAUUGAAUGGGAAGAAGAGGAGGAAACACUCCGUCCCCAGUUCGAAGCCAAGUACUAUAAGAUGGAGAUAGUAAAUCCCAUCACAGGAAAACCUGAGCCACACCAGCCUUCUUCAGACAAAAUUACCCGUCUACUCGUCUCGGUCUCAGGGAUCUUCUUCAUGAUCUCCUUGGUGAUCACUGCCGUGUUUGCCGUGGUGGUGUACCGUCUGGUUGUCAUGGAACAGUUCGCAUCCUUCAAGUGGAAUUUCAUCAAGCAGCACUGGCAGUUUGCAACGUCGGCUGCUGCUGUCUGCAUCAAUUUCAUAAUCAUUAUGUUGCUGAAUCUUGCUUAUGAAAAAAUUGCUUACCUUCUCACUAAUUUAGAAUAUCCUCGAACAGAAUCUGAAUGGGAAAACAGCUUUGCCUUGAAGAUGUUCCUCUUCCAGUUUGUCAAUUUAAACAGUUCUAUCUUCUAUAUUGCUUUCUUUUUGGGAAGAUUCGUAGGUCACCCAGGAAAGUACAAUAAACUUUUUGAUCGGUGGAGACUGGAGGAAUGUCAUCCUAGUGGCUGUUUGAUAGACCUCUGUCUCCAGAUGGGUGUUAUCAUGUUUUUGAAGCAAAUAUGGAACAACUUCAUGGAACUGGGAUAUCCGUUGAUCCAGAACUGGUGGUCACGACAUAAAAUCAAGCGAGGAAUCCAGGACGCUUCCAUCCCGCAGUGGGAGAACGACUGGAACCUGCAGCCCAUGAACAUUCACGGGCUGAUGGACGAGUACUUAGAAAUGGUUUUGCAGUUUGGUUUUACCACCAUCUUUGUUGCGGCCUUUCCUCUGGCCCCACUUUUGGCUUUGUUAAACAAUAUCAUUGAAAUCCGGCUGGAUGCAUACAAAUUCGUCACACAGUGGCGGAGACCUCUGCCAGCUCGAGCAACUGACAUAGGUAUAUGGCUUGGAAUUCUGGAAGGGAUUGGAAUAUUGGCUGUGAUCACCAAUGCCUUUGUCACCGCCAUCACUUCUGAUUAUAUCCCUCGGUUUGUCUACGAGUACAAAUAUGGCCCCUGUGCAAAUCACGUGAAAGCAAAUGAAAAUUGUUUGAAGGGGUACGUCAACAACAGCCUGUCCUUCUUCAACCUGAGUGAGCUUGGAAUGGGAAAAUCUGGUUACUGCAGGUACCGAGACUACAGAGGGCCCCCUUGGAGUUCCAAACCCUAUGAGUUCACCUUACAAUAUUGGCAUAUCCUCGCUGCUCGCCUGGCCUUCAUUAUCGUGUUUGAGCACCUCGUUUUUGGGAUUAAGUCAUUCAUCGCGUACCUGAUUCCAGAUGUACCAAAAGGCCUGUAUGAUCGAAUACGACGGGAGAAGUACUUGGUCCAAGAAAUGAUGUACGAGGCCGAACUUGAACAUUUGCAACAACAGCGGAGAAAAAGUGGACAGCCUGUUCACCACGAAUGGCCGUAGCUGAUGCUGCCCAGUAGGGUGGUGCCUUUAGUGGGAAGGAGUGAUGGCCACUGCGAAUUCUAGGCGAGAUCUAGGAGGAAAGCUUUCCUGGCUAACCAAAUGUAUAAUACGCUACUCGGAGAUGUGACAGCCGUCACUGGGCUAUGGAAUGUCCAGGCUUCUAGGGAACAAAAAGGUGACCCGUGACCUUAAAAAGGAGCUCAACUGUCAUGGCAGGAAGCCAGGAUCUAAUUCUCAGAACCAGCCUCAGGGAGUUGUGUAUCGAGACCCCCCCCCACCUUCCAUCAGCUGCAGUGUAGAGGAAGACUGAUGGUGUGGUUUCUAAGACAGUUCAGAAACCAGGCAUGACUUAAAGUAUCAUGUGGUCUUCACUCACAUACUAAUCUGUCUUUGGAACCGUUGGUUGAGUUGAGGUAGAAAAAGUGACGUAAUUCUAUUAUUGCCUUGACUUCCAGAGCUCCAGGUCCCUUCAGCUUCCGGGGUGAUAGGAAUUCCCCUUGUCUCUUGCCGAGAUUGUGGAUCUGUGCCACAAGGAGUUUAUGCUGCUUUACACUGACUAUGCAGUUGAAGAGUUGCACAUUACCUUUGUAGUCAAACCAAAAAACCUAAGAUUCCGAAAGAAUACCAUUCAUUGAAAUACUAUUCUACUGCAUCGGCUACAUUCGAGUCUGUUUCAUCCCGGGCAGAGCCAGGGGCACUGCUCUUUCUUUGUACUAAGUACCAAUAGAGCCACAUAUUUAUACAAUAGGAAUGGUUAUUCUUCUAUCAUUUAGAACACGACUUAUCCAUACUUCACUGCAGAAGCCUGUUUUAUAGUUUAUUUACUUUUCCCCUGUUUGACUUAUUAUAACCCUCACAGAAUGUUACCUUGAAAUGCUGUAAAUACGUUGGUUUUCCAUGUACUUUUGCACUUCAACAAUAUGUAACGUGCAUUACAAUUUAUUGCAGCUCUGAAGCCAGUUACACAGUAUGCUAUUGUCGUAUGUUUAUUCAGGAAAACUAAAGCCAGAUGCUCUGCAACACCUGAUGCUUCUUCAACAAUGUGCACUCCUAUUUGUGAGCUGCUGAAAAUACUGCAUGAAUAUAAAUCUAUUGUUUGUAAAAAAAAAAAAAAGCACUUUUGAAUUUUACUUUUUUUCAUCACUAAAGGGAGUUUUCUGUUUUUAUUUCUUCGAUUGAUUGAUUUGUUUACUUUUGAAAACUCUCUGGAAACAAAGUCGAAUUAAUUUGUGAGAGACAUAAUUUGGCUUUGGUGGAAUUCCUAUUCCAGUAUUAACUCUGUAUCAAGGAGUAGGUUUGUUCACAGUCUGCAAUAGCAGGAUGGAAGAGACAUUCACCUGAAGAAAGUCCAGAGGAGGCACAAAUUGUGAGGUGAGAUACCAAGAAAGAAGAGUGGAAAUAGGGGAUCUCAUGGUAGAAAUAAGACAGCCUUCCUUGUAAAAUACAGACAUCCCAGUUUUCUUCCCCUUGAAGUAUGGAAUCACUGAUAUGCAUGCAUACAUAUGUAACAUUAUUAUUAUUGUCCAUUUUUUGUAUAAUUUGGAAAAUCACAGUUAUUUCCGAAAUUUAAAGGACUAAUAUUUUUUGCUAUAGGGCAUGUGCACUCACCAGAGAGAUACAGAGAAAGUGAGAAAUUACUCCCC